Molecule: messenger RNA, 3526 nt
Organism: Numida meleagris (helmeted guineafowl)
Lineage: Eukaryota; Metazoa; Chordata; Aves; Galliformes; Numididae
Gene: MAPK8IP2
Product: mitogen-activated protein kinase 8 interacting protein 2
Biological process (GO): regulation of JNK cascade
Cellular component (GO): cytoplasm
Molecular function (GO): protein binding
Source: RefSeq, a predicted model, not a curated record
GCCCCCCCAGGACAUCAGCCUGGAAGAGUUCGACGAUGAGGAUCUCUCGGAGAUCACCGACGACUGCGGCAUCGGCCUCAACUACGACUCCGACCACUACGAGAAGGACUGCCUGGUGCUGGAGCGCGGCGAGCAGCCGCACCCCGUCUGCACCUUCCAGGACGACUUCCAGGAGUUCGAGAUGAUCGACGACAACGAGGAGGAGGAGGAGGAGGGGGAGGAGGAGGAAGAGGAGGAGGGCAACGCGCUGGAGGCCCCCCCGUCCCCCUCGGCCUCACCCAUCCCCUCGCCCGCCCUGGAGGACACCCAGAAGCUGCGUCCCACCACGCUCAACCUGACGGCGCCCGGCACGCAGGACUCCCUUAACAACAACGGCAGCUUCCCGCCCCCCGCGCACCGCCCCACCUGGCAGGACGCCCUGCUGCACUCCUCCUCCUCCUCCUCUUCCUCACACACCGGCCGCUCCUCGCCCCACGCCUGCCUCCAGGACGCACCGUGCCUGGAGCGUGCGGUGGGGCUGAGCCCCGGGGGGGCCGUGCAAGCGCCCGCCCCACUGCUGCCGCCCCACUUCGACUCACACGGCAACAGCCGCACGUCGGUGGUGCACGGUGACCCCUCACCUGAGCGCGCCGGGGAGGAUGUGAACAUGAACGUCGUCUGCUCUGCGCCCCAACCACACUCCCCCCCGCACCGCACACCGACCGCUGAGCCGCAUCGGUCUCCGGCGGAGCAGGCUGCCCCCACCUGUGUGGCCCCACAGCGCCGCAGCCCCGAGUGCAGCGCACCAAAGCCGGGGGUAGGCAGCCCGGGGUCCCCCCAUGCCCAGCACGGCGUCCCCACACCCCACGAGCAGCCCUCGGCCGGGGGUCAUAGGGGGUGCAGCGAGGGGCUGGGGUCCCGCACAGAGCCGCUGAGCUCCGAUGGGGAGGGCCCCCCUGGCAGCGCACACAGCCGCCCCACGGGCUCCUCUGAGACCACGUCGCCGUCCUCCGACCCUGGCAUCGAGGCCGACAUGACCCGCCGCACCGCCAAGGGGUUCCCGCCCGGCGCCCGGCACCAGGGGCUGAGCUCGCCCGGCUCUGACUCGGAUGUGGAGGGGGAGAUGGAGGCCUUUGGCGGGCGCCUGCUCAGCAACAUGAUCUCCUCCAUCUCGGAGACGGAGCUGGACCUGAGCAGUGCCAGCAGCAGCGGCCGCUCCUCGCACCUCACCAAUUCCAUCGAGGAGGCGAGCUCACCCGGCUCGGAGGGAGAGCUGGAGCCGGAGCUGGAGGCACCCGGCGUGAUGGGCAUCAAGGGCGCGCUGCUGCGGGAUGCAGGCAGGGAGGAGCAAGAGGUGCUGGAGCAGCGGGGCAGCCCGGCUGAGCUGAAGACAGAGGGAUACUACGACAGCCUGAACCCCACUGACCCCUCAGUGCCCCCCGAGCACACCGACGUGCCCUCCCCCGACGCCCUGCACCUGGAGCUUGACCCUGACCAUGGCCUGGAGAGCGUGCGGCGCUCCUUCUACCUGCCCGUGGGGCCCCCGCUGCUGCCCGCAGCUGACGACGAUGACAACAGCGAGUACGACUCCGACUCGGAGUCGGAGCCCGACCUGAGUGAGGACUCAGACUCACCAUGGCUGCUCAGCAACCUGGUGAACAAGAUGAUCUCGGAGGGCUCCUACCCCAUCAAGUGCCCCGACGAGUGCUUCCAGCAGCAACACUCGCUCUGCGACACCAUAUCCCCAGCAUCCGACCUGGAGCCUGAGCUGAGCGAGGCACUUGAUGCUGAGCCCUCUGGCCCCGAGGGACUGCCCCACACCCCGCGCCCCAUUGAGCUGGUGGACAUGGAGACGCUGCGCAGCUCCCUGCAGCGUGCUGAGGACCAGCAGGCGCUGGGGGCUGGAAUGGAGCCGCCAUUGGAGCCGAAUGCCGACGAGCCAGGGCCGUUCCUCUUCCUGAGCAACCCCACCCAUGACACCAUCGCCCCCGUCUUCCCGGGCCGCCCCGUCUCCAUCGAGCGGUUGGGCGGCAGCGGGGACACCGCCGCCAGCGGCCGCCGCGGUCCCGGCAGCACCGCGGACAGCGCCCUCAGCACCAAGGACAGCGCGCUCAGCACCAAGGACAGCGCCUUCAGCACCACGGACAGCGCCUUCAGCACCAAGGACAGCGCCGCCGAGCAGACCCCGCGAUCGGGCGCCCUGGAGGACGGCGACAUGAUCGACGCUGUCCGGUUAGAGCCGGGGGGGCAGGACCCCGCUGCCCUGGACGUCUCCACCGCCAAGACCAACCGCUGCUUCACCGUGGCCUACGGGACGGAAGAGGACGCGGUGCCCCACCUGCGGGGAUCGCUGUUCCCCGAGGAGCUGCCGCCUGCCCUCGAGGCGCUGGAGCCGCGGGACGAGUCGCUGGCGUACGACGCGGUGAAGUACACGCUGGUGGUGGACGAGCACACACAGCUGGAGCUGGUGAGCCUGCGGCGCUGCACUUCGGUGCUGAGCGACGAUAGCGACCUGCUGCGGGCCUGUGAGCGCUGCGAGCUGGAGGAGGACGAGGCGAAUUUCGGUGACGGGCUGGCGGCCCCUGACGUGCACAGUUCUUCCGAGGACUCCUCCCCAGAGGCCGACCUGCAGUUCUCCAAAAAGUUCCUCAAUGUCUUUGUCAACAGCACCUCCCGCUCCUCCAGCACAGAGUCCUUCGGGCUGUUCUCCUGCAUGGUGAAUGGGGAGGAGCGUGAGCAGACCCACCGUGCCGUGUUCAGGUUCAUCCCACGCCAUGAGGAUGAGCUGGAGCUGGAUGUGGACGACCCCAUCCUGGUGGAGCUGGAAGAGGAUGACUACUGGUACCGCGGCUACAACAUGCGGACGGGAGAGAGGGGCAUCUUCCCCGCAUUCUAUGCCCAUGAGGUCAUUGGUCAUGCCAGGGACGUCAUCGGUCUGAAGAGGAACCCAUGCUGGGUGGAGCGCUUCAAUGUGCAGUUCCUGGGCUCGGUGGAAGUGCCCUACCACCAAGGCAACGGCAUCCUCUGCGCAGCCAUGCAGAAGAUUGCCACCACCAGGAAGCUGACAGUGCACCUGCGCCCACCAGCCAGCUGCGACCUGGAGAUCACGCUGCAGGGCAUCAAGCUCAUCCUGACAGUCAACGAGUACAGCCGGGAUGAGGAGUUUGAGCGCUGCAGUCACUUCUUCCAGAUGAAGAACAUCUCCUUCUGUGGGUGCCACCCCCGGAACAGCUGCUACUUCGGGUUCAUCACCAAGCACCCGGUGCUGAGCCGCUUCGCCUGCCACGUCUUCGUCUCCCAGGAAUCCAUGCGGCACGUCGCCGAGUGCGUCGGCCGUGCGUUUCAGGAAUAUUACCAGGAGCACCUGGAGUACGCCUGCCCCACAGAGGACAUUUACCUGGAGUAAGGGGGCGAGUGGUGGGGGGUCUCCUGCUCCCACACCCCCCAGAGACUCUGUCUGACCCCACGGCAGCCGGCUUGGCCCCUCCCGCACACGCUCCCACUCACGGAGUCACCGCGCAUUCUCACUGCUUCCCGGGGGCUGGGG